Caenorhabditis elegans is the source of this 432-nucleotide messenger RNA. Lineage: Eukaryota; Metazoa; Nematoda; Chromadorea; Rhabditida; Rhabditidae. The record is from the annotation of a RefSeq genome assembly.
AUGAACUAUGUGUCAGCCCUUUUUAAUAAUCGAGGAUUGAGCCUGGAGAGUUUUAUGGUGACCACCUCGGAAGAUGACACGAAAUUAUACGAUCCUCUCCUAUCACUUCUUCACAAAAUUGGAAGCGUUUCAGCCGAAUCAGUGACAAUCGAAGGUGCGACCCUGGAGACGACCGUAAAAAUUUUGAAACACUUCGAGCCAGAUGUUCUAAAGGAGUUGCAAAUUAGAGCUGUCGAUGAAGCUUCCAUGCAGGAGCUAGUGGGACUUGAUCAGUGGAAAGCAGUUGAAACAUUUAGUUUGUUUCUUUACCCCGAACAAUUUCCUCACUUGGUCAAGCAUCUCAACCACGUCGCAACAUUGAUGGUCGACUUGAUGGGGCACUCUUUAUCGAACGAAGAUAUUGUGAAACUUCGAGAUGAAUUUCUCUCGUAA